CGGCCCGCUUCCAACUGCUCCCAUAGCAAGGCUAAAGCGGGGGCUUGUGCCAGGACGUCUGACGUCAGCGGGACUAGCGGAGGUAAGCCUGCUGCUAGCGGGAACAAGAGCAACAGCAACAAGAGCAGCACCAACACCGCGACUAGCUGGUGGAAGGAGCAGCGGCAACAGCAGCAGCAGCAGCAGGCGCGGAGCUCGGCAGCAGUGGCCGGGCCCCAGCUGACGACACGCCAGCCAGGGUCCGGGGCGCGCGGAAGCGCCUUGCCCUCCGCCCCUCCUCCUGACCCAGCUGCUGCUGCUGGCGAGACCGGGGCUUCGCAUCAGCCCACAGCUGGAUCCCUGGACACCAUCGCAGGGCCUACUGCUGCCUCCGCUGCUCACACGCGAGGAGGAGCCGGCGAAGAGGAGCAGGCUACUAGGCUGGCUGCUACCGCUGCUGCUGCUCCGGGAGCCUCCGUUUCCACCACCGCUUCCACUUCAGGGACAGCGAUUCCUCCCACAACACAGGCGGUCGGUUUGCCUAACCCUCGCACGGAGGAAAAAGAGGUUAGCGAAAGGCAGCCAGCUGCUGCUGCGGCUGCUGCUGCUGCGGCUGCUGCUGCUGCGGCUGCUGCUGCUGCGGCCUCCGGCGCCAUCCCGGCUGGUAACGGCGAGGAGGCCUGCGCUGCAGCAGCCGGGGAAGAGGAGCGGGCACCGGGGGAUGUGUCCUGGCCGCUGCGGGACGACCUGGAUUCGGACGAGGAGAGCUGGGGAGCGGGCAGCGAUGCAGACGAGACCGCCUCCCGUACCUCCGCCUCAUCCGCGGAUGACUAUAACUACAAGUCCAUGCUGCCGUACUUCCACCGUACGGCACAGCAUUACCACACCGUGCUGUCGCCCUUCAACCAGGUGCAGCUGGCGCUGGUGGGCUGGGUCAACAGCCGCACGGUGGCCUUCGUGGUGGGGGUGGGACUCGGACCGCUUCGGGAUCCCGGGCCGGCGCUGCCUGACGUGGCGUAUGCGGCCGACGGAGGUGACGGCGGCGGCGGCGCGCCAGACCCGGCGGCGGUGCAGGCGCGUGCCGUCCUGUGUCAGCUGCUGGCGGCGCCGCUGCGGGAGUGCUGCGGCGCGCUGGCGGUGCGGGCGGCGCAGAGCGAUGUGGACCGAAAGAUCGCGGCGCUGGUGGCUACGUUCAGG
This is a messenger RNA of Astrephomene gubernaculifera, 1176 nucleotides long. NCBI's taxonomy places the organism in Eukaryota, Viridiplantae, Chlorophyta, Chlorophyceae, Chlamydomonadales, Astrephomenaceae. The record is from the annotation of a GenBank genome assembly.